AUGAAUAUCCUUCGAACUUCUCACAUUCGUCAUCUUUCUCUAUUAAAUAAGAUUCAUCAUUUAGCUUAUUAUUCUCCGUUAAAAUGGCUUUAUGUUGCUUCAAUUGAUUCAAUUUCAAUUUUUGAUGAUAAUUUAACAUUAGUACAAAGUAUAUCGACAAAAAAUUCUUAUUUAAAUGAUUAUGAUAUAUGCCAAAUUAAUCCUUGUCAGUGUUUAAAUAAUUUAACAAAUGAUUAUAAUAACAACAAUGAUGAGGAUUUAACAUCGGAUCGAUAUCGUCGUUCGAAAUUAAUUCAAUCAUUAAAUUUACAACAUUCUACCGAUCAAAAUAAUUAUAAUUUAUUAAUUUAUCUUGAAACAGAAAAUCAAAUAAAGAAUCAACCAUAUUUAAUUGAUUGUUGGUCUCUACAAGCAGGUUCCUGUAUUAUUCGUAAUGCACUGAAUCUAUCACAAAUUUAUUAUCAACAAAUAUCAACAACUAACGAACAAAAUCAGGCACAAAAAUUUUUGUUCAAUACUGAUUCAAAAAUACCAAAUCAUAUAUUUCCGUUUCAUUUUAAAUUUAACAAAUGUAAUAAUACACCGACUUAUCUAUUUUUAACAUCAACAUUAAAGAAAAACUUCGCUACACCGAAUCCAAGAGAAAAAUCCGACGAUUUAACUGAUCGUUUUUAUUUUCAAUGUCUUGAACAAGGACAACGACGUACAAUUGCUUUGCGAGCGUUUGUAUAUGAUGAUGAAAUAAAAAAACCGGAACACUAUGUAAACAAAUCUAUGAACACAACGGUCAAACUACGAACCAGUACCGUUGUUAAAGAAUCGAUUAUGAAACAUCAAAAUGUUCACGUCGAGAACUCCAUUAAUACAACAAGGUCAUCUUCAAAUAACAAUAUAUCAAAUGUAACAUCAGUUAAAGCAAUACACCGAACAUCAUCAACUGCUUCAAUGAUUCCUGAUGAUCAUGUAACAAAUAUAAAUAAGAAUAAGAAUAACAGUGCAUCAUCUGAAUUCAAUUUUAUUCAUGAACAGGUUCCAUUUUUGAAUAUAAAUGAUUAUUGUCCUGAACAAUUAUCUGUUGUACGUUCAAUUUAUACAGAUUUUUUUGAACGAGAAUCUUCUGAUAAAUUUCGAAUAUUUCAAGAUAUUUUCUAUGAUGAAAAUAAUUCAGCUAUAUAUUUGUUUACUAAUCAACAACAUGUUAGUAAAAUCAUACGUUUAUGUGAAGGACAAAUAUCAUUUCGACAUUAUGUUGAAUUACAAAUUACCUGUGGAAAUGAUUAUACUCUUAUACAAAAAGUUAAAGUCAUUAAACUAAACAAUAAUAAACAAUAUCUAUUGACAAUAGCAUCAAAACCGAAGACAUCAAAUAGUAUUGAACCAUCAAUAAAUAGUCAUUCAGCCAUAUGUUUAUAUGAACUUGAUCAAAUAAGAAAUGCUUUUAUUGAGAAUAUUCUCGAUUUAGCAAAAGGAAAUGUUUCACUCGGUAUGGCUUGGUUACAUGGCGAAUCAGUUAUUCCGCAAUAUCCUGCCCCAUAUGGAAAUUUAGCUCGAUGUUCAACAACACGAGAUGCAAGCUAUUUAAUGAUCUACGAAGGACCGUCGAAUAUUUCUUCACAGCCAAUAAUGAAUUUUUCAUCUGAUCAAUUAACAUCAUUGGAAGCAACUAUAGUUAAUGGUUAUAUUGUUAUUUUAGCUGGUACAGCUGAUGGUAAAAUUAAAAAGAUCAGUGUUCAACCAACAACGAAGAAAGCUUUUCAAUUUGAAGAAAUAUUGGUUCAUCAUGACGAAUCCAUUCUUCGCGAUAUGAUGUUAGAUAAAAAUAAUCGUUUUCUUUAUGGAGCAACAAAAACACAAAUCUUUCAAGUUGAUCUUCAUGAUUGUAAUCGAUUUAAAACAUGUUCAUCAUGUCUUUCAACACAAAAUCCAUACUGCGGCUGGGGUACAACAAUAAAUCGCUGUACGAUACAACAAAAUGAAAACAAUGAUAAACGACGUUUUCGUUGGUUACAAAUAUAUGAAAGUUGUCCAACUAUUAUUGAAACAGCGCCUGUUGUCAUUUCAAAAGGAAAAUCGGACAUAUUACAUUUGAAGGUUGCUAGUGUACCCGACGAUUCUACUUCGAAAUAUUUCUGUUCGUUUGCAUUAACUUCACUUCUAACAGAAACAGAAGAAAAUGAUACUGAUACACCUAUUUAUAUAUCAAAUGCUAUUAAAUAUGAAAAUUAUAUUACAUGUUAUUCACCACCACCUCAAGCACUAUCGAAUAUUGCUCACGAUUCAAUCGUGAUACAUCUGUUGUAUAAUGAUAUUAUUCUUGCAGAAAAAAAUAUUACAUUUUAUGAUUGUUCAUCAUAUGUGACAUGUACAUCAUGUAUGAAUAAUUCAUUCGAUUGUACAUGGCAAUUAUUAACAUCAACAUGUGUUGAUAGUGAUUUAGUUGUGGAGAAAAACGACACGAUUAUAAAUAGUUCUUCAAUUAAUCAAUGCCCGCGGUAUAAUGUAUCAAAAAGAGAAAUAUUUGUUGUUGAUGGCGAUUCGUUUAUUCUUGGUGAAAAGGGCCGAGCGAUUAUUCAAACAAUUGAAUUAAAAUUUACUAUUCAAAAAUAUUUUCGUUGUGUAUUAACAUUAAUAAAUUCUAGUAAAAUCACUAGCAUUGGAAAAAUCAUAAACGAUUUAUUUAUUUGUGAUCCAUUUCAGAUUUCUUAUGAGAACGAUAUUGGUCAACAAAGUUUAACAUUCGAUAUCGAAUGGAAAGAAUGUGAAAAUGAAUGUACGUAUAAAAAAUUGGAAGCUCUCACAGAUUUCACAGUAAACAUUUAUAAAUGUAAACAUCUCGCUGAUUCUUGUGGUUCAUGUUUAUUACUUCAUGAAAAUUAUCAUUGUAUAUGGUGCGAGACAGAUAAAUCAUGUCAUCAUGAAAUAAAUUCAUCAAUAUGUAAACCAAAUCAUAUAAUAAGUUCAUCCAUGGGUAUAUGUCUUGAUCCACGUCUUCGGCAAAUCUAUCCUACAAUAGGUCCACAGUAUGGUCGUACGCCAAUACAAAUAUAUGGUUCAAGCUUAGGUAAAACUCCAUAUGAUAUAUCUGUUGUUCUUAUACAUUCAAAUCAAACGGAAUAUCCAUGUGAUAUUCAAAUUGAAUCAUAUGUUAUUGCUCAAUCAUUUACUUGUCAAAUGCCAUCCUUACCAAUUGGAAUCUAUACCAUUAAAGUUACUGUUCAUUCGGUUGUUAGUAAUGAUCAACCCAUUUUUCAUAUUGUGAAACCAACAAUUAAUGAUGUUUAUCCAAAUCUAGGACCUCGAUCUGGUGGUACUUUACUUUCAAUAAAAGGAAAACAUUUAACAAUAGGAAGCAAAAUAAAUAUAUUUGUUGGCCAUCAAGCAUGUUCACUUGUUGAAAAUGAAGAAACACUUAUUAGUAGUACAAUAUCAGAUGACGAAAAUAAUCAACUGUUAACUUCGUCCGUAUCACAAUUCGAAUCAUAUAAUGAAAAUGAAGAAGAAACAAUUCAAUGUCGUACAUCUAAAUUAGCAGCUAUAAACGAACAUGAUGACAAUCGAAAACAAAGAUUUGUUAAACGACAAGCAUUAUGGAUUGGCACAAUUACAAUAUUAAUUGAUAAUUUUACAGAAACUUAUUCAAAUAUAACUUAUUCAUAUACAGAGGAUCCACGCGUAUAUAAUCUAAGUCGAUAUGCAGGUAUUCAAAGCGGUGGUUUACCAUUUCUUGUUCAUGGUUCUAAUUUUAAUUCUAUUCAAACACCACAAUUCUUCGUCGAGUAUAAUAAUCGCCAAUUAUUUAUUGAGAAUUGCUCAGUUAGAACUGCGGAAAGUAUGCUUUGUUAUGGCCCAUCGUUCAAAUGGAUAGAAAAUGAAACAAAAAAUAAAAGUUCAAUAUUAUCUACAGCUACAACAAUGAUUUUAUCAACUACAACAAUGUCAUCAUCGUCAGCAACAACAAUAACUCAUAGUUUACACUCACGAUCAACGGAUAAAAAUCAUUGUUUUGAAUUGAAAUUUGGCUUUUUUAUGGAUGAUGUUGAACAUGUUCGCAAUACGUCAACAUAUGUUGAGACAUUUCUAAUUUGUCCUGAUCCAAUUCUACAUGCAUUUAAUGAUGAUGGCCAACGUAUACAAUAUCGUCACGACUAUUUAUCAAUUGAAGGUUCAAAUUUACUCGAUGUCGCAACAAUAAAUGAUUAUUCGAUAUCGAUCGGUUCAUAUCCAUGUAUCAUAACAUCAAUAUCCGAUCAACAAAUUGUUUGUCAACCAACAAAUCGUACUAUUGAAAAAUUGAUAAGAAAAAAACGAAUUUUACUUGAUAUUCAUACAAAAUAUAAUGAACACGCUAUUGUUCGCGUCACACUUGGCCGUCGAGUUUAUACAUUGGGUACAUUAAUAUUUACGUCAAAUAUUGAAAAACGAUCAUUAAUCUUAUAUUACAUAAUCGCAAGUGUUUGCGGAUUUUUUCUAACAAUGUUUAUCAUAAUCGUAUCAAUUAUUUUUCGACGAAUAAAUUCAAAACGUACUCGACAACUUAACCGUUUACAGAAUCAAAUUGAUACACUUGAAAUGCGUGUUGCUCGUGAAUGUAAAGAAGCAUUUGCUGAACUUCAAACUGAUAUAGGGGAAAUAACAAAUGAUUUGUCACAAUCAGGCGUACCCUAUAAUGAUUAUCCUAUCUAUUGUAUGAAAGUUUUAUUUCCAAAUGCUACUGACGAAGAAAAAUAUAUGAUGCUUCAUAAUAUUGAUAUACCGCUUGAACCUAAUCGACGAAAUAAUGUUCGACAAGGUCUUCAAUUUUUAUCUCAUUCAUUGUAUAAUCAUCAUUUUCUUCUUGUAAUUAUUCGUACAUUGGAAGCAGAUAAAAUUAAUUUUCGUUUACAAGAUCGUAUGCAAUUUGCAUCGCUGAUCAGUAUACUUCUUCAAGAUAACAUUGAAUAUUUAACUGAAAUAUUAAAAAUAUUAUUAAAAGAAUUAAUUGAAAAGUCAUUACAACAAGACCGAAAUAAUAGUAAAAUUCUAUUAAGAAGUAAUGCAUCUGUCGCUGAAAAGAUGCUUUCCAAUUGGUUUGCUUUUCUACUAUUCGGUUAUAUUAAAGAACGUAUUGGAUCACCGUUGUAUAUAUUAUUUCAAUCAAUUAAACAACAGAUUCAUAAAGGUCCUAUUGAUUAUUUUACAAAUGAAUCAAGGUAUUCACUAAGUGAAGAUAAACUUCUUCGACAACAUGUCGAUUAUCAAUCAAUGAUUGUUUAUGUGAUUCAAUUGGAAGAUGAUAAAUCUCAUCUCAUUGCAACACCGGUGCCCAUUAAGGUUCUUAGUUGUGAUUCAAUCACUCAGGUGAAAGAAAAAAUAGUUGAUCAUUUCUACAAAAACAUUCCUUAUUCCAAACGUCCAUCAAUUGAAGAUUUUGAUUUGGAGUGGAGGAUUGGUUCUCAUAUGAAACUACUUCGUGAUGAUGAAAAAGUUGAUAUUCCUGAUUCAAAUGGUUUUCUACAAGUACAUACAUUAGCAACUUAUAAAAUACAUGAUGGUGCUCGAUUAUUUCUUAGCAUAAAACCUGGUGUGAAUCAUACGAAUACAUCAUCAAAUUCAUCGUUGUUUAGUUCACAAACAAAUUCUGCGGGUUUAGCUCAUGGACUCACCGGUUGCUAUCCAACUAAAAACUCAUCUUAUACAAAAAAACUUGAUGAUGAUCAUAGUUGGCGAUUACUUCAAGGACCUGAUUUAAUCAAUUUCCGAAAAGAUCAUCGAUUUACUAAUACAAUUCAUUCGGAACAAUCAUUUUUCAAUUCACGAUCAGAACAAAAUACACAUUUUUAUCAUUUGGUCAAACCAACCGAUCGUGAAGAUGAUGGUCGAACAUUAAUAACAAAUAAACUUGUUUCAGAAGUUUAUCUAACACGUUUAUUAGCAACAAAAGGUUCAUUACAACAAUAUAUUGAUAGUUUUUUUGAUACGAUAUUUUGUCUUGCUGAUUUGCCAUUGCCAAUUAAAUAUUUAUUUGAUUUUCUUGAUGAACAAGCCGAAAUUUAUCAAAUAUUCGAUUCAAAUAUUAUUCACACGUGGAAGAGUAACAGUUUACCAUUAAGAUUUCUUGUUAAUAUUAUAAAAAAUCCUGAUUUUAUAUUUGAUGUUCAAAAAACCAAUGUUAUUGAUGCAUCCCUGUCAGUUAUUGCUCAAAUGUUUAUGGAUAGUUGUGCUGCCGGUACUCAUCAAUUAACAAAAGAUUCACCAUCAUCAAAGCUGUUAUUCUAUCGUGACGUACAAAAAUAUAAAAAACUUGUAGAAAAGUAUUACGAUGCUAUCUCUUCAUUGCCUACUGUCUCUACUACUGAUCUCGAUCAAAAUGUGAUAAUAAUUAAAGAGCAAGAAAAUCAAAAUUCAUCGAACAAACGAACAAAUGACUUCAAUCGAACUUAUGCUCUCUAUAAAUUAUAUAAUGAAUUUAUAAGUCGAUAUAAGACUAGUUUACGAAUAGCAAUGAUCAAUGAUUUACACAACAAACAGUGUCAAUUAGUAGCGGUAUUUGAACAGAUUGUUACUUUAAUGGAAAGCUUUGAACUUGAUAUUUAA
Rotaria socialis is the source of this 6573-nucleotide messenger RNA. The record is from the annotation of a GenBank genome assembly. NCBI's taxonomy places the organism in Eukaryota, Metazoa, Rotifera, Eurotatoria, Philodinida, Philodinidae.